AUGUUCCCGAUGCAGAAGGGCUCCCUGAACCUCCUGAGACAGAAAUGGGAAUCCAGUGAUUACCAGAGGAGCGAGUGUUGUCCCAGGGGCAGUCUGUGUAGGUUCUUCCAGCCUCAGGAAAGGAAGCUGCUUGAGCCCAAAGAAGAGGCCAUGUCAGUAACUGAAGUUCCAGAUGCCCCAAGUCCGCUCUGCAGUUCAGGGGAUGAGAAACUGGGCUUGGAGCCUGAAGAGAAGAAUCACGAGGACAAGGAUAGCAACCCUAGGGAAUGUGGCCAGCCUGAAGUGCUGAAGGAAGACACCCUGCUGGGUAGGCGCAGGAUUGAGCGCUUCUCCAUUGCCCUUGAUGAGCUCAGGAGUGUGUUUGAGAUUCCAAAGAACAGCAGCAGACCAGCUGAGUUUGGCCGAAAGGAAGUGGAAAUUGAGCGGGGUUUGUGUUCACCAACAUGUAAGAGUCAACCCGGGAGCCAGUUGGAUGACUUUGUGAAAAACUCAGACAAGAAAGUCGAUGAAACAUCUGUUGACAAGAUGUCCCCUGAAAGUGGUCACAGCCACAUCUUGGAAGUGACUGUUGGCCCUAAUAAGACCGCGAGUGGACUUGCAGAAGAGAGUGCUGCCGAGAGCGAGGGCGUGUCAGAUCCGCACCAGGCCAUCUCCCUGAGAGAGCGGAUGGCGAGGUACCAGGCAGCUGUUUCCAGGGGGGACUGCCGCAGUUUCUCUGCCAACAUGAUGGAGGACUCAGAAAUGUGCAGAGUGCCUGGUGGUUUGGCCAAGGUGAAGAAACAAUUUGAGAAAGACGAGAUGACUUCUUCCUGUAAUACCUUUUCUCAGUACCAAUACCAACACCAGAACAGAUCUGAGCAGGAAGUAAUCCAUGGCAUCCAGGAAGUGGAAAGAAACAAACAAGAAGUUUCAAAAUCACAUGAAAUUGAUAUUUUUGAAACAAAAAUGGCCUCUCAUCUUGAAAAACACACUGAGGAAAUAAGCCAAGCUUCUCAGCUGCAUCAGUAUGUUCAAGAAACAGUCAUUGAUACACCUGAAGAUGAAGAGAUUCCAAAGGUAUCAACGAAAUUUUUAAAAGAGCAAUUUGAAAAGUCUGCCCAGGAAAAUGUCCUUUCUUCUGACAAAGUACCAAUAACCCCAGCCAAGAAGAUUAAAAUUGAAAGUGAAUAUGAAGAGACUUUCAGGCCAUCAUCAGUUGUGGGUACCUCUUCUGCUUCUUGCACUUCCAACAGCCAGAGGAAGGAAAUAUCAACCACAAGAUAUAGUGAUCACAGUGUCAAUUGCUCAACUCUGGCACAAGUUAAUGCCACAGCUUUGGGACAGAAGGAAGAAUUCCCUCCUCCCCCACCUGAUGUACUUCAAACUCCAAUAGAGGCAGCAUUUUCCCAGUCCCCUGAAUUUCCCAGCCCUCCUAGAAGACUGCCCAUGCCCAAAGAUUUGUAUUCCAAGCAAAGAAAUUUGUAUGAAUUAAAUCGUUUAUACAAACACAUCCACCCUGAGCUAAGAAAAAACUUAGAGAAAGAUUAUAUCAGUGAGGUUUCUGAGAUUGUUUCUAGUCAAAUGAACUCAGGGAGCUCAGUUUCAGCAGAUGUGCAACAAGCCCGGUAUGUUUUUGAAAAUACAAAUGAGAGUUCGCAAAAAGAUCUGAGUUCAGAAAGAGAAUACUUACAGUGGGAUGAAAUUCUGAAAGGAGAGGUUCAGUCUAUGAGAUCGAUCUUUGAGAACCAGCCAUUAGAUUCCAUCAACAAUGGGUCUCCAGAUGAAGGGGACAUUUCCAAGGGCAUUGCCAAUCAAGAAAUCAUUGCUGGUGGUGAUGUGAAAUAUACCACAUGGAUGUUUGAAACUCAACCCAUUGAUGCACUGGGGGUUCAUUCUUCCGCUACUGAAGAAAAUGCCGAGAAAAUCCCUGAGCUGGCCAGAGGAGAUGUCCGCACAGCCCGAUGGAUGUUUGAAACAAGGCCAUUAGAUUCAAUGAAUAAAAUGCAUCAAAGUCAAGAAGAAUCAGUAGAAACUGUCGUUAAGGACAUAACUGGAGGCGAUGUCAAGACUGUGAGAUACAUGUUUGAAACUCAACAUCUGGAUCAACUUGGACAGUUGCAUUCAGUGGAUGAGGUUCACUUACUGCAACUCAGAUCUGAGCUCAAAGAAAUUAAGGACAACGUUAAGAGAAGUAUAAAAUGUUUUGAAACUCAGCCGCUGUAUGUUAUUAGAGAUGGUUUAGGUCAAAUGCUAGAAAUAAAAACUGUUCACAGAGAAGAUAUUGAAAAGGGGGAUGUGAGAACAGCACGCUGGAUGUUUGAAACACAGCCCUUGGACACAAUUAACAAGGAUAUUACAGAAAUUAAAGUUGUCAGGGGCAUAUCCAUGGAAGAAAAUGUGAAAGGUGGGGUCAGUAGGGCAAAGUGGUUAUUUGAAACCCAACCUUUGGAGAAAAUCAAAGAAUCAGAAGAGGUCAUCACUGAAAAGGAAACAAUAAUAGGUACAGAUGUCUCCAGAAAGUGCUGGAUGUUUGAAACACAGCCAUUAGACACUCUAAAAGAGGCUCCUGAUGCAUAUCCUCUACCACCUGAGCAGAUCAUAGGGGGUGAUGUCCAAGCCACUAGGCAUCUAUUUGAAACAGUUCCAAUAGAAGCUUUGAAAGACAGUGCUGAUGUUGGAAAGCUUCAAAAAAUCAUUGCCUCUGAAGAAGAAAAAGGGGAUGUUAGACAUCAGAAAUGGAUUUUUGAGACCCAACCUCUGGAAGAGAUUAGAGAAGAUAAGAAACAGUACACACGAACAGUGAAACUUGAAGAAAUUGACAAAGGAGAUGUAAGGAAUUACACACAUGUCUUUGAAUCAAAUAAUCUAAUUAAAUUUGAGGCAUCCCACAAAGUAGAAGUGGAAGGGGUCACAAGAGGUGCUGUAGAGUUAAAUAAAUCCCUCUUUGAAACAAUGCCACUGUACGCCAUACAAGACCACCUUGGAAAAUAUCAUCAAGUAAAAACAGUCCAGCAAGAGGAAAUCCUAAGAGGUGAUGUAAAAAGCUGUAGGUGGCUUUUUGAAACAAGACCCAUUGACCAGUUUGAUGAAAGCCUUCAUAAAUUUCAGAUAAUUAGAGGAAUAUCUGCUCAAGAAAUACAGACUGGAAAUGUGAAAUCUGCUAAAUGGUUGUUUGAAACACAACCUCUUGAUGCAAUUAAAUAUUUCAGCAAUGUGGAAGAAACAGAAAGUACUACUAAACAAGAUACAGAUAUUGUUAAGGGAGAUGUCAAAACCUGUAAAUGGCUAUUUGAAACCCAGCCAAUGGAAUCUCUUUAUGAAAAAGUUUCACUAAUGACUGGCAGUGAAGAAAUUCAUAAAGGAGAUGUCAAAAGCUAUACUUGGAUCUUUGAAACUCAGCCACUUGAUAGCAUAAAAGAUGACUCUGAAGCAGUAGUCAAAUUGCAAACUGUAAAACAGGAGGAGAUUCAAGGUGGGGAUGUUCGUACAGCGUGUUUUCUUUUUGAGACCGAAAAUUUGGAUAGCAUUCAAGGAGAAGAAGGGAAGGAAAGCAAGCCUGUGGAAAUGGAUAUCCAAGCUGGAGAUGUGUCCAGCAUGAGGUAUAAAUUUGAAAAUCAAUCCCUAGAUUCUAUAAGCUCCAGUUCAGCAGAAGUUUUGAAAAAGAUCAAAACUCUAAAAACAGAAGAUAUUCAGAAAGGCAAUGUUUUAAACUGUAGAUGGCUUUUUGAAAACCAACCAAUUGAUAUGAUAAAAGAAAGCCAAGAAGGUGAUGAGUUAGUGAAGACAGUGACAGACAUACAAGGUGGGGAUGUAAGGAAGAGGUGCUUUAUUUUUGAGACAUUUUCAUUAGAUGAGAUUAAAGAAGAAUCUGAUCAUAUGAGUAGCAAGAAAACUAUUACUGAAGAAAUCAUAAAAGGUGACGUAAAAAGCUACAGGAUGCUCUUUGAAACGCAGCCCCUCUACGCAAUUCAAGAUCAACAGGGGUGCUACCAUGAAGUUACAACAGUUAAAAAGGAAGAGGUAAUUCACGGAGAUGUACGAGGAACAAGGUGGCUUUUUGAAACAAAACCAUUAGACUCAAUUAACGAGUCAGAAACUGUGUAUGUUAUUAAAUCAGUGACACAGGAAGACAUUCAGAAGGGAGAUGUUAGUUCUGUCAGAUACAGAUUUGAAACUCAGCCACUAGACAAGAUUUCAGAAGGAUCGCGUAAUGUUAUUCCAACAGUUGACUAUAUUCAAGGUGGCAAUGUAAAGACAAGUAAACAAUUCUUUGAGUCUGAAGAUUCUGAUAGGAAGAAUUAUGUAAGAACAGUAAGUGUCAAUGAAAUACAAAAAGGUAAUGUUAAAACAUCUACUUGGUUAUUUGAAACUCAUACCAUAGAUGAACUGAGAGGAGAAGGGUCAGAAUAUGAAAACAUCAAGACAGUGACCCAGGAAGAUGUGCAGAAAGGUGAUGUUAGGCAGGCAGUAUGGCUUUUUGAAAAUAAAACUUUGGAUGCUAUUAAGGAAGCAGAUGAAAGCAUCACAAAUAUUACCAAAGAAGAAAUCAUUUCUUCAGAUGUUAAGACAACCACGUGGCUCUUUGAAACAACACCCAUUGAUGAAUUUAAUGACAGCAGAAUAGAAAAGGUAGAAAUUAUUGGCAAGAGCAUUAAGGAAACAUUAGAAGAUCUCUACUCUCAAAAAGUUAUUGAGUCUCCUGGAAUCAUUAUCGAAGCUGAUGAAAUUGGAGAUGUGCGAAUGGCAAAAUACAAGCUAAUGAACCAAGCAUCACCUGAGAUACAAAAAGAAGAAAUUAUCAAGGUUGACCUCAAUAGUAUAAUGAUGAACUUACUUUCCAGAAGAGACUGCACGAAGAGAGAGAUUUUGGUGAGUGAAGAAGAGAAGGGAAAUGUCAACUUGACUAAAACUCAACUAUUAAACAGAUCCACUGAAUUUCAUGCUGAUAAAGAAGAGGUAGUGAGGGGUGAUGUACAGCAAGCAAUAAAAAGCCUGUUCUCAGAGGAAAAAUCUGUGAAGAAGGGCAUUUUAAUCCAGGAAGAUGAAAGAGGAGAUGUUAACAUGACUAUCUAUUGUCUUCUUCAUGAAAAUGCUGGUGACACAAUUCAGCGGGAAGAAGUAAUAGGAGGUGAUGUAAGGCGAACCAUUCACAAUUUGUUGUCUUCCACAUCAAACAAUAAAAUACGUGAAAAGGCUAAAAUUGAUGCCUCUGAGAGAGGAAAUGUGCAGUUUUUCACAACAUGCAUAGAAACUGGAGCUUUGGAUUAUCUCAGACAACUGCAGACAGGGUCAAAUGAAGCAUUAACACCUAGGAAAGAAGAAGGAGAGAAAGAAAUAAUUGGUGGUGAUGUUGAGGGCACAAAAUUGUUACUAAAGAAAAGGCAAUCUCAGGUUGAACGUACUGUUAAUGAAACUGACAUCAUCCCAGGAGAUGUACAUAAUACAGCUAAGGUUUUUAUGACAGAGCCUCAGAGUGCAUCUUAUAAGACAACCAAAGAAGAAACUGUAAAGGGGGAUUUAAAAUCAACCCUAAAUUCCCUCAGCCAGGCCAUAAAUCAGCAAACAGUGGCUAAAAAAGAAGAAAUUACUAAAGGUGACAGGUUGACCACACUCAAGUCAUUUAAAACAUCAAGCCACCAGUGGAAAGAAUCAAAACAGCCUGCUACCAUCCCUGAUGAUAUUGAGCAAACUAUUGAGCAUCUUGAAAGGGCUACAAACACAAGGACAGAAAUCAUGAAAAAAGAACUUAUCAGAGACGACCUUGAAACAUCAUUAAGAUCUUUGAAAGAAGCACAAAGAGGUUUCAAAGAGGUAGAUAAAGAACCUGCAAACAACGAAGUCCAAGCUGUGACAGUAGGGUCCUCAGAAGAGCAGAAAACAAGCAUUCAUCUGAAAGCUGCCCAAAGGGACCAAAAAAGUAUUCUCCAGCCAAGGCCAGGACCAUUUGAGCCAGCAGCCAGGUGGGAAGGAAGAGCAGAGGCUCCCAGUCAAUCUGAAGAAAGAACCAAGGUCAAUCUGCCAAAAGCCCCCAAAGGCACUGUAAAGAUUGUCAUAGAUCGUGAACAAAACAAUGAUGCUCUUGAGAAAAGCCUUAGAAGACUGUCUAAUUCCAGCCACGAAGCUACUGAAAAUGUGUUAGAAUCAGGGGACCGAAUGGAUGUCUGGACUGAUAACACAAGAGAAGAGCAUCUGAGAGAGGAGCAUUUGAGCAGACAAUUAACUUCAACUGUGUCAGCGAAGAAAAGUAAAAAGUCUGAGGAAUCAAGGAGACUGAGAGAGCUGAAAGAGGACAAUGUGUUCAACUCCACCCAAUCUAUUGACAAAAUAGUUGGAAAGCAGCAGACUCAAACAUGUGGACUGAGGAAUGGCCACCAGAAGACUGAGGCUUUCCAUGUAAAGAGUGCUAAAAAGAACACAAGCAUUCAAUUACCGCCAUGUACACAAAGCUUGACGCCCAGUCCCACUCAGUACCAUCCAGUCAGCAUGCCAGUUGGAGACACUUACAAAGUUACAGAGGACUUUCAGAAGCAAACCUUAAUAAAACAAGAAAUGCAAUAUUCUAAUGAGGAGAUAAAGAAAAACAACAUGAACAUUCAACCUGUACCUGUAGAUCAAGACCUAUCCAAAGUAACUAAAAUGAAAGUCUUUGAAAAAAGCCAUAAUAAAUUUAAGGUCAGUGACAAAAAUCAGAGGACUGAUGUUCACCUGAAAAAAGAGGACUUUCUAAUGAAAACAAAUACUUCUGCAGAGUUGAAAAUGGCAAUGGAAAGGUCCUUUAACCCAAGCAACUUUAAUCCGGAGAACGAUGGGAAAGACAGUGAGUGCUCUCUUCCACCUCCAUCUCCACCUCCUCCUCCACCUUCCAAUGCAUCAUCUGAAAUAGAAUUUCCUCUUCCUCCUCCACCUCCUUUAAUGAUGUUGCCUGAAAAAAAUGUGUUUCCUCCAUCACUAUGCACAGAGAAGAUAAAGGCUGAAUUUGAAAACUUCCCAGGCCUCCCUCUUCCUCCACCACCAGUAGAGGAGAAACCUGAAGUAGAAUCUCUAUCAACAUUUCCACCACCUCCCCUUUCUCCAGCAUCAUCUCAGAAAUCAGCACAGCCUUCCUCUUCUGUUCCACAAAAGCACAAUGAAGCUUUCAUACAUGAAUGUUCCCUAAAAGAAGCCUCAGGCUCUCAGCAAACUCACUCUCAGGCUAAAAUCACAACAAGAAAAUCAGGAGCACGUAUUCCACCCCCCACAUUACCCAAACCCAAAUUUUUCAAGGGAAUAGAUGAUAAAAAGAACCUUCUUUCCCAAAAAGUGGAAUUGGAAAAUUCCCCAUCAGAUAUGGAAUUUAAUAUUGCUUCCACAAAGGAUCAGAGAAGAUGCAUGAUGGCAACCAGCAGUGAAUGCACAGAGACAAAGCAGGACACAUUCAAAGGAAGCCUUGAUCAAAGAAAACAAGUAUCUAUUGACUCUGUAAAGUCUCCCUCUCAGAUAGUUUCAGAAACUUCAGCACCCAAAGAAAAGCAGGCAGCUCCUCUCAGAAAAUCACACUCAUUUCCAGCAAAUUCAGGACAGCAAAGUCCAAAACCUUAUAUGAGAAAAUUUAAGACACCUCUAAUGAUUGCUGAAGAAAAGUACAGACAGCAAAGAGAAGAGCUUGAGAAACAGAAACAAGAGAGUUCUUGCUACAACAUAGUCAAAAGAGAAAGUCAAAGUCAUAGUGUAUCAAAGUUAGAAAAAGAAAUGCCAUUACAAAAAACAAAUGAGGAGGUUCCGCUAUCUGGAAUGUUUUCAGAGCUCACUGUGCCUCAACCAAGCCAAGACUCUCAAAGUAGUGCUCAAGUCCUUGAAGUGGAUUCUAAUAAACAGCUCUCUACAACAUCAACAGUGACAGUGGCUGCCAAGAGCCUCCAACAUGCUCUAGCAUCCUCAGAAGCCAAAGAUAACAUGAGGAAGGAAAUUUUGCAGAGCUCCAGGGACGUAAUACAAUCUACAUCAGCUUGGAAAACUAAACAGAGUCAGCAAGAAUGUAGUAUACAACAAACACAACAGAAGAAAUAUCUGGAGCAGUUGCCCUUGCCCCAAAGCCAACCAGUUUCCCCAACUUUCAAAGUUAAAACCAUCAAGCUCCCCAGCAUAGAUCAUACAUUAAAUGAAACUGAACACAGAUAUGAAAGUCACAAAAAGCACUCACACGUUGAUGUUCAGACCAUUACCAAACAACAGUAUCAGGAAACCAAGAAAUUGGAAGCAAGUGCCAAGUACAAUAGUAAGCAAUCCAUGGCUGAAAAAUAUGACCAAUUAUCUAAGGAAGAAACAAAGGUGGCACUACCAGUGUCUACAGAAGCUGCAGAGAAGAGACAUGAAAGGAAACUCCAGAUGAAUCAUGAAAAACAAACAGAAUAUAGGAGAUCCGAGAGAGGGAAGCUUAUGGAAAGUGAAAGGAAAAGCCAGGGGCCCUCAAUGAUUGGUGCAAAAGAAGAGAGAUUCAUAGUUGAAAGACAACAAGAACAAUUGAAGGAUGAGUCAGCACCAAAGGUGGUCAAGCAGAAGGUGACGGAAGCACAUUUUGAUUCACAGACUCAAGAUUUUCAGCGAACAGAGAUACAGACUUCUGAAAGUAAUGUUGAACAUGAAAAAUUGUUCCAGCCAAGUAAUAGUCUGCAGGGGAAAAAAUGCAUUGGAGUCAAGGGCGUUCAACAGAAAGAAGUCUUUUCUGACACUAAAGAUUCAAAGGAAGAGGUUACACAGAACAAAUCUUUAUUUUCCUCUGUGAAAGAAUCCCAGCACGAUGAUGGAAAAUGUGCUGUAAAUAUAUUGGAAUUCUUGAGAAAGCGUGAAGAACUACAGCAGAUUCUGUCUAGAGUAAAAGAGUUUGAAGCAGAGCCAAGUAAAAAUGACCUGAAAGCAUUUCAAGCACUGUUACAUAUUGUUCCAGGAUGGCUGAGAAGGGAAGAAAAAAGAGAAAAUGGAGCUUGCAUUGCAAUGGAGAACAAUAUAGAAAAAAUCAAGGAAGAAAUAGCAUACAUUAAGACGCAAGCAGAAGAUAUGCUUGUGUCCUGUGAAAAUGUAAUUCAAGCAGCCAUGAUAUCCUCCAAAAUGGGGAAGCAGGGAAAGAAGCCUACUAGUCUUAACGAGGCAACAUCAAAAGUGUCUAAUGCUAAUGUCCACUAUGAUAAAUACACGGAGCAGAAAGAAAAUAAAAUUGUAGAAGCAGCAGCACACCAUGAAACAGCAGCUCAUCAUGAAGUACUUGCUGAUAGCCAUGUAAAAACCCAUCAGGAAAGUAGACGGGAUGACAGCAAGAUGUCUCCUCCCUCUUUAAAAACACGCCCACAAUCACCUACUUUUAUAACGAUUGAGUCUACUGCCCGACGGACCGUACCUUCUACUACUGAUGAGCUUUCUCAGUCUCCUAAAGCAGACAGUUUUGUUGAACCCUCCCCAGGAAGGCCCAUACCGCAAACAUGUAGCACUCCCAGGGCAGACAUGUCCCCUUCUCCACCCAGGAGUCGCUCAGAACAACUUGUCAAACUCAAAGAUACCACUGCAAAGUUAUCCAAAGGGGCCGUCCCACAUGCAUCAGUAACCCCAGUUCCAAUUGUGGAGAAAAGGUCUGAGAUCAUCAUGUCUCCUGCAACACUUCGUCGCCAAAUUAAGAUAGACACACGUGGUAGAGACUCUCCACCUACAAUCACCAUACCUGUAAGCGUAAAUCAUGUUGCUGGUAGUUCCUUCAGAGAAUCUAUGGAAGCGCAAGAGGAAGUUAGGAAAGUAGAGAAAAGAGCAACUUACGUUCACAAAGAUGGAUUAAAUUCUACUAACUGCGUCGUGCCAGAAACUGAGAGUUACGAUGCGGUCGAAAUCAUCCGCAAGGUCGCAGUGCCUCGCGUGCCAGAGCACAAGCAGAGAUACGAAGCAGCCAAGCGAUCUGUUCAGAUGGCUGAAAAAUUCGUGAAUGAUCAUGAAAAUGAAAUAAACAGAUGGUUCAGGGAAUUUGAGGAUGGCCCAGUUUUUGAAGCAAAGUCAAACAGAAGAGUUUAUGCAAAUGGAGACGCAAACCGUAAUGUAAAACAAGAAAGCCGAACAUUUUGUAAAGAGGAAUUUGGAUUAACAUCUUUAGGAAACACUAAUUUUACAGACUUUUCUUGUAAACAUCCUGGAGAGCUGCAAGAAAACAUUCCUGUUAAGCAGCCCAGGGUGAGCUCUGAAACAAGGUCUGUCAGUGAACAUCUCUCAGGCAUAGAUUCAUUUGAGAGUCACGUUGUUGGGUCAAAGACAACCACGUCAUCAUCCCAUAGCUCAGAAGCUACCAGAUCUGGCCUUGACUUCAAACAUGCCCCACCAACUUAUGAAGAUGUCAUCGCUGGACAUAUUUUAGAUAUCUCUGAUUCACCGAAAGAACUCAGAAGGAAUUUUCAAAAGACAUGGCAGGAGAGUGAAAGAGUUUUCGAAAGCCUGGGAUAUGCAAGCUCUGAUGCUUCUGCAACUGAAAUGAGAACCACCUUCCAAGAGGAAUCUGCAUUUCUAAGUGAAGCUGCUGCUCCAAGACAAGGAAGUUUGUAUACUUUGUCAAAAGACCGUUUAUCCAAUGGAGUGCCUAGUAGCAGACCAACAGAGUUUUCAUAAGUCCUGCUUCCGAUGCCACCAUUGCAACAGUAAACUGAGUUUGGGAAAUUAUGCAUCACUUCAUGGACAAAUAUAUUGUAAACCUCACUUUAAACAACUUUUCAAAUCUAAAGGAAAUUAUGAUG
Molecule: messenger RNA, 10718 nt
Organism: Lepus europaeus (European hare)
Lineage: Eukaryota; Metazoa; Chordata; Mammalia; Lagomorpha; Leporidae
Gene: XIRP2
Product: xin actin binding repeat containing 2
Exons: 10
Coding region: 1-10593 (3530 amino acids)
Biological process (GO): actin cytoskeleton organization; actin filament organization
Cellular component (GO): focal adhesion; stress fiber
Molecular function (GO): actin filament binding
Source: RefSeq, a predicted model, not a curated record